This is a messenger RNA of Coniophora puteana RWD-64-598 SS2, 2073 nucleotides long. RefSeq lists its product as uncharacterized. The record is from RefSeq and is a predicted model, not a curated record. Bases 211 to 1968 code for a protein of 585 amino acids. The transcript has 2 exons. NCBI's taxonomy places the organism in Eukaryota, Fungi, Basidiomycota, Agaricomycetes, Boletales, Coniophoraceae.
AGAUGAGUUACUGUUUCGAGGAGGUUGUGUCCAUGCGCCAUCGACCCUGACGCUCACCUCCCCUGCCAGUUGUCUCCCUUUGUUUCCCUCCUGUCUUUCAUGACAACAUCCUGAUAUCCUCUCCAACCCCAGCGGUCAUACUACAACCACCAACACCGACGACUUCUACAGCUAUCUAUCCCUAUCCACCACAGCAAGAAUCGAUACCCAAUGCCACCCGCCACCCGCUCCUCCGCGCCCUCCUCCCCCACCUCCACCCGCUCUCAUACAUCCCACGGCCCGCUCUCCGCCGCUUCGUCCUACAACAGCCACAGCAGCAGCAGUAGCGCCUCUAGCCACAGCUCGGCCUCGACCGCGACCCCGUCCAAGCGCGGGCACGGUUCAGCCUCGCACGGUUCAGCCUCCGCCUCCCUCUCGCAUGGGGGCCUGCCGACGCCCCGCAGCACACCGGGCCGCGGGAGCACACCGCGCCAUUCGCCGCGCAGGGUUCCGCACUGUGUCAAGUGCGGGCGGCCGCGCGCGGGGCAUCCGCGUUCGGGGUGUCCGUAUGCUGGUGCUGGCGGGGGGCGCCGUGGGGUCAAUGCUGGAGGAGGAGAUGGUGGGGGUGGGGAUAACGAGAUGGCGGACGGGGUGUCGACUGUGAACGGGGAUGGGGAUGGGGACGAUGAUGAUGAUGAUGGGGACACCGAGAUGGGGAUGGCGGAUGGGGAGCAGCGGGGCGGGCACGAGUGUGAUAGGCGGAUGGUGGAUGCGACGGCGUCGUUGCAGAGUUUGCAGAUUGUGGUCCCGGGCAAGGAGGAGGCGAUGGAGCCGCUGUCUGAAGGCGACGAGGAGGACUACAACGGGGGGUGCAAGAGGAAGGGCGGGAUGGGCAGGAAGAGCUCGAAGAAGAGGGACAAGGGGCGGCUGUGUGUGCGCUUCGCAGUGGCGGACGAGGGGGAUCUGGCGAGCCUGUCGAGCGGGGCGAUGCAGAUCGUGAACAGGCUGCUGCAGCCGGGCAUUAUGGCUUCUCAUCGGUAUGGUCACGACGAGGAAGACGAUGGCGGGGACGAGGAGGGAUACUUUCCCGUCUCGCCGGAUCUUACGCCGACGCCGACGCAGCAGACGCAGCCAACGGAGUCUCAAGAGUAUUAUUCGCAGUGGCAGGCGAGUUCGCUCGGCAAACAGGACUCGUUCAUCCUCCGGUGGCAGAGCUCGCUUGUGCAGGCGAACCCGGAGCCGCCGACGACGAUGGAGAUGGAGAUUGAGGAGGAAGAGGACAUCAAGCCAGUGCUACUGGACUCGCUCGCGGAGGAGGGGGUACCUCCACCAACGCAGCCUGCGGCCCCCGUGCCCGUCGUGAAGCUCUCGAGGCGCAUGCCGGGGACGCUAUACACGCCCACGUCGAGCAUCCAGUCGGCCGAGGACACGAAGGCGGGGCUGCAGCGCGACCGCGAGCGGUGCUGGAACGACAACGCGUUCUCUAAUCCGACCGCGCCUGCCCCGCCCGUGUUCAACCGCCCCGCGCCGAGCACGCCCCCGCCCGCGCCGCGCAAGGCGCGCCCGAUCAUGCGGACGAUGAGCGCGGAAGAGCGGUCGUCGUUUAUCCGCGAUCUCAAUGCGCGGAGUAAGACCGCCACGGGCAGUCCUAACGGCGGUGGCGGGGAGGGCUUGGCGGGGAACAUGCCGCCGGCGAUGCUGUUCCGGAUCAACGCGGCGGACGUGGCGAAGGUGAAGGGCGACGCGCACAAGCACGGGUUCUUUGUGGAGGCGUUUGCGGGGGAGGAGAAGGGCCAGGCGUGGUUGGUGCUUGGGCGGGACCGGGAGGCAGUUGCGGUGCUGGGGGAGAGGUUUAGUGAGGAGAGCAAGAAAGAGGAGGAGCAGGAGCGGGCGCAGAAGACGGCGAGUAAGGGGUCGAGGCUGGGUGCGUAUGCGAGGGGUGCCGUUGUCGGUGCCGUGGCGACGUGGACUGGGCUGGCGUUUUCGUAGGUUUGGGAAGUAAUGUUUUGAUACUUUUGUCGUCACGGUUCACGGGACGGUGUAGAUAUGUAAGAGUGUAAUAUUGGACCAUAGCUUUCUUUAAUCUAAUAGCAU